Psammomys obesus (fat sand rat) is the source of this 4841-nucleotide messenger RNA. RefSeq names its product SMG7 nonsense mediated mRNA decay factor (gene Smg7). The coding region runs from base 271 to 3849 and encodes 1192 amino acids. The transcript is spliced from 24 exons. The record is from RefSeq and is a predicted model, not a curated record. Gene Ontology annotation, molecular function: protein binding; telomeric repeat DNA binding; telomerase RNA binding. Gene Ontology annotation, cellular component: telomerase holoenzyme complex. Lineage: Eukaryota; Metazoa; Chordata; Mammalia; Rodentia; Muridae. Gene Ontology annotation, biological process: nuclear-transcribed mRNA catabolic process, nonsense-mediated decay.
CGCCUCACUCACUCUCCCCCCGCCCACCCCGCGCCGAGCGAGGAGGAGUCGGAGAGGAAGAUGGCGGCGGCCGCCAGCACCCGCGGGGUCGCGGGGCCGCUCCGAGGAGCCUGAGAGACCCACGGAGGCUUCGCGGGGAGACGCGGCGGCGGAGGAUGAGCGUGCAGAGCGCGCAGUAUCUCCGAGUGUCUUAAACCAUUCUACCUUGUGAAAAAUUGGAUGUUCUUGCAGAUAGUCAUUGUGGGAGAAAACGUUUGAUUUAAGUCCCAGAUGAGGACCGAAAACUUGAAAUCAGAGGAGCAUCUGAAAUCAAGUAAUAUUAGGCAGGCAGAAGUCCUGAAGGCUGAAAUGACAGAUUCUAAGCUGGGUCCAGCUGAGGUCUGGACAUCCAGACAAGCUCUGCAGGACUUGUACCAGAAAAUGCUAGUUACUGAUCUGGAAUACGCUUUAGACAAGAAAGUGGAACAGGAUCUCUGGAAUCAUGCCUUUAAGAAUCAGAUCACAACACUACAAGGCCAAGCAAAGAACCGAGCAAACCCAAAUAGGAGUGAAGUCCAGGCAAACCUUUCUCUGUUCCUAGAGGCAGCUAGUGGCUUCUAUACUCAGUUAUUACAGGAACUGUGUACGGUGUUUAAUGUAGAUUUGCCGUGCCGUGUGAAGUCUUCCCAGUUGGGAAUUAUUAGCAAUAAACAGACGCACACCAGCGCCAUAGUGAAGCCACAGACUAGCUCCUGUUCCUACAUUUGCCAGCACUGCCUCGUCCACCUUGGAGACAUUGCUCGAUAUAGAAACCAGACCAGCCAGGCAGAAUCCUACUAUAGGCAUGCAGCUCAGCUUGUCCCCUCCAAUGGUCAGCCUUACAAUCAGUUGGCUAUCUUAGCUUCUUCCAAAGGAGACCACCUGACCACAAUUUUCUACUACUGCAGAAGCAUCGCUGUGAAGUUCCCUUUCCCAGCUGCCUCCACUAAUCUACAAAAAGCACUUUCUAAAGCACUGGAAAGCCGGGAUGAGUUGAAAACCAAGUGGGGUGUUUCUGACUUCAUCAAGGCCUUUAUUAAAUUUCAUGGUCAUGUAUACCUGAGUAAGAGUUUGGAAAAGUUGAGUCCUCUUCGAGAGAAGUUGGAAGAACAUUUUAAGAGGCUACUGUUCCAAAAAGCUUUCAGCUCUCAGCAGUUAGUUCAUGUCACUGUCAUUAACCUGUUUCAACUUCACCAUCUUCGUGACUUUAGCAGUGAAACGGAGCAGCAUAGUUACAGCCAAGAUGAACAGCUAUGUUGGACACAGUUACUGGCACUCUUCAUGUCUUUUCUUGGCAUCCUGUGCAAAUGUCCUCUCCAGAAUGAUUCUCAGGAGUCCUACAAUGCCUAUCCCCUUCCUGCAGUCAAGGUCUCCAUGGACUGGCUAAGACUCCGACCUAGAGUCUUUCAAGAAGCAGUGGUGGAUGAAAGACAGUACAUUUGGCCCUGGCUAAUUUCUCUUCUAAAUAGUUUCCAUCCUCAUGAAGAUGAUCUCUCAAGUACUAAUGCCACACCACUUCCAGAGGAGUUUGAAUUACAAGGAUUCUUGGCUUUAAGACCUUCUUUCAGGAACUUGGAUUUUUCCAAAGGCCAUCAGGGUAUUACAAGAGACAAAGAGGGUCAACAGCGACGAAUAAGACAGCAGCGUUUGAUCUCUAUAGGGAAAUGGAUUGCUGACAAUCAGCCACGGCUGAUUCAGUGUGAAAAUGAGGUAGGGAAAUUGUUAUUUACCACAGAAAUUCCAGAACUAAUACUAGAAGACCCCAGUGAAGCCAAAGAGAACCUCAUCUUGCAAGAAACAUCUGUGAUAGAGUCACUAGCUACUGAUGGGAGCCCAGGACUGAAGUCAGUGCUGUCUACAGGCCGAAAUCCAAGCAACAGCUGUGACACAGGAGAGAAACCAGUGGUCACAUUCAAAGAGAACAUUAAGCCACGAGAAGUGAACAGAGACCAAGAAAGAAGCUUUCCUCCCAAAGAGGUGAGAAGGGACUAUAGCAAAGGCGUAGCUGUAACUAAGGAUGAAGGAAAGAAGGACAGCAGCAAGAGGAGAGCUGAGACCAAGAGAUGCACCUUAGGAAAGUUGCAGGAAACAGGAAAGCAGAGUGUGGCAGUGCAGGUAAAAUCCCAGACAGAACUAAGAAAGACUCCAGUGUCUGAAGCCAGGAAAACACCUGUCACUCAAACUCCAAGUCAGACGAAUAAUUCUCAGUUCAUCCCCAUUCAUCACCCUGGAGCCUUUCCUCCUCUUCCCAGCCGACCAGGGUUCCCGCCCCCAACAUAUGUUAUCCCCCCUCCUGUGGCAUUUUCUAUGGGCUCAGGUUACACCUUCCCAGCUGGUGUUUCUGUGCCAGGAACCUUUCUUCAGUCUACAGCUCACUCUCCAGCAGGAAACCAGGUGCAAGCUGGGAAACAGUCCCACAUUCCUUACAGCCAGCAACGGCCCUCUGGACCAGGGCCAAUGAACCAGGGACCUCAACAGUCACAGCCACCUUCCCAGCCACCCCUUACAUCUCUACCAGCUCAGCCAACAGCACAGUCUACAAGCCAGUUGCAGGUUCAAGCUAUAGCUCAGCAACAAUCCCCUACAAAAGUUAUACCAGCUUUGGGGAAAAGCCCGCCUCACCACUCUGGAUUCCAGCAGUAUCAACAGGCAGAUGCCUCCAAACAGCUGUGGAAUCCCCCUCAGGUUCAAGGCCCACUAGGGAAAAUCAUGCCUGUGAAACAGCCCUACUACCUUCAGACCCAAGACCCUAUAAAACUGUUUGAGCCGUCACUGCAACCUCCUGUAAUACAGCAACAGCCUCUAGAAAAAAAAAUGAAGCCUUUCCCCAUGGAGCCAUAUAACCACAAUCCCUCAGAAGUCAAGGUCCCAGAGUACUACUGGGAUUCUUCGUACAGCAUGGCUGAUAACAGAGCAGUAAUGGCACAGCAACCAAACAUGGAUCGCAGGAGCAAACGGUCACCAGGAGUCUUCCGUCCAGAGCAGGAUCCUGUGCCUAGGAUGCCAUUUGAGGACCCCAAGGGCUCCCCUCUGCUUCCUCCGGACCUGUUAAAGAGUCUGGCUGCCUUGGAGGAAGAGGAAGAGCUGAUCUUUUCUAACCCUCCUGAUCUUUACCCAGCUCUGCUGGGUCCUCUCGCCUCUCUUCCUGGACGGAGCCUCUUUAAAUCCUUAUUGGAAAAGCCUUCAGAGCUCAUGUCACAUUCAUCUUCUUUCCUGUCCCUCACUGGAUUCUCUGUCAAUCAGGAAAGAUAUCCAAACAGCAGUAUGUUCAAUGAAGUGUAUGGGAAAAACCUGGCACCCAGCUCCAAGGCAGAACUGAACCCUUCAGUUGCCUCCCAGGAAACAUCACUGUAUUCCCUUUUUGAAGGAACUCCAUGGUCUCCGUCACUUCCUGCCAGUUCAGAUCAUUCAACACCAGCCAGCCAGUCUCCUCAUUCCUCAAACCCAAGCAGCCUGCCCAGUUCUCCUCCAACACAUAACCAUAAUUCUGCUCCAUUUUCUAAUUUUGGACCCAUUGGGACUCCAGAUAACAGGGACAGGCGGCCUACAGAUAGGUGGAAAACUGAUAAACCAGCCAUGGGUGGUUUUGGCAUUGAUUAUCUCUCAUCAACAUCAUCUGAGAGCAGUUGGCAUCAGGCCAGCACUCCAAGUGGCACCUGGACAGGCCACGGCCCCUCCAUGGAGGAUUCCUCUGCUGUCCUCAUGGAAAGCCUAAAGUCUAUCUGGUCCAGUUCCAUGAUGCAUCCUGGACCGUCCGCUUUGGAGCAAUUGUUAAUGCAGCAGAAGCAGAAACAGCAGCGGGGACAAGGCGCCAUGAACCCUCCACACUGAGGCCACAGUAGCGACCCAGGGAAUGAAGGCUCCAUAAACCAUGGCAUGUUGGGUUUGCAGGACUGGCCCACACAGUCCCUGCAGGUGGCAGCCCUCUUGUCUGUUUCUUGCUGUCGAGAGGGUGUAAGUGUUCCACCAGCCCGCUGAGUGUGCACGAAAUGUUCGCAGUGCAACAAAAAGAAAAACCAUCAGGAACUCUCGUUCCCCCGGGGCUUUCCGGAGGGAGAGAGGAGCUGCUGUUUGUCUCACUCAGUUACUGAUAGCACGCCUCUCCCCUUCUCCACCGCGCAUGUCCCCAACACGUGGGAAGUGGAAGCUGAGAAGGGAAGGCAGAUGGGAGAAGCCGAUAGGAACUUCUCAGUCCUUUUUUCCUCUUUGGGGAAUAAAAUAGGAAUCCAUUAUGAGUGCUUUGCUGACUGAGAAAGUAGUUGAAAUUACUCUUAAACAUCUUUUAUUGUUAUUACUCUCAGCAGCAAAAUAUCACACUGAAUUCUUCCAUACACAGGCGUACUUCUAGUGAGUGUGGAGCAAAGACAGUACCAUUUGCCGCUCCUGUGAGAGGUCGGUGGUGACAGGACAGGGAACUGACCUCUUAAGCCAGUGGGAGUGUUCCAUAAGGGAGAGGACAAGGCCUCUCAGAAGGUUCUGGAAGGCCUUCCUCCAGCCUGGAAACUCCAGCAGGAAAUGCCCUUCACUCUGUAGGUGCUCGAGCCCCAAUCGAGGAUGCAGUGUGGGUGUGCUGCUGGGCUAGACCAGCAGGUGGCUGCUGUAAGAUUUCAAUUAAUGUUUUUGAUUCCUACACUUUUGCAGUAGCAUAGCAAGCAGUUUCAGAAGGCAGGCUAGUCCACUCAUAGCCUGGAACACAUUUUAAUAGGUGGAUGCUUUCAGUGUGGUUAUUUUUGUUGAGUUGGUUUUUGUGUCCCCAUCCUGCUUCCCAGCCUCUUGCACCAGUCUCCACCCCUUUAGCCUUAUGCUGUGUUGUAGUAAUUGUU